Molecule: messenger RNA, 2801 nt
Organism: Colossoma macropomum (tambaqui)
Lineage: Eukaryota; Metazoa; Chordata; Actinopteri; Characiformes; Serrasalmidae
Gene: polm
Product: polymerase (DNA directed), mu
Exons: 11
Coding region: 219-1784 (521 amino acids)
Biological process (GO): double-strand break repair via nonhomologous end joining
Cellular component (GO): nucleus
Molecular function (GO): DNA binding; DNA-directed DNA polymerase activity
Source: RefSeq, a predicted model, not a curated record
GAUACAGCCCGUUACAGACAAGUUGUUGCUACAGCACAAGCUUGAUUUGUACAGGGGCGAUGUGUGAACCGUCAGUCUGAGGUGGCCACUUGUACACAUUCUGCAUUUUAAUAUUUUCCUCCGAGGCACAGAGAAUAUCUUUUUAUUACGAUUAUAAUCUAUUUAUAUCUGACAGUUAUGCUAGCUAGCUGGCUGUGAAGUGUCGUGCAGCACAGACUAUGGUUCCCCUGAAACGCAGGAAAGUAACAUCAGUCCAAGAUGCAGAUCAAGACAGUAAAGUCUGUAAAUUUCCCGAGGUUGCUAUUUUCAUCGUGGAGAGGAAGAUGGGUGCCUCCAGAAAGGCUUUCCUUUCCCGGCUUGCAAGGAGCAAAGGGUUUCAGAUUGAAGAGUCCUACAGCCUUUCCGCCACUCAUGUUGUGUCAGAAAGUAACACCGGAGAUGAGGUCCUGGCCUGGCUUAAUAACCACACAGAGGGAGAAGUCUCGACGGACUCUAUCAAUCUGUUGGACAUCAGUUGGUUGACUGAGAGCAUGGCUGAAGGAAGGCCUCUAGCAAUUCAGUACAGACACAGGUUGAAGACCAGCCCAGAGCCCUCUCCAGACACUCCCGCAACCACAGUGAAGAGUUACGCCUGUCAAAGAAGAACUCCUCUGAAACAUCACAACACACACCUGACAGACGCUCUGGAGAUUUUAGCAGAAAACGCAGAGUUCAGUGAGAACGAGGGCAGGAGUGUAGCAUUUCGACGGUCAGCGUCUGUCUUGAAGGCUCUUCCUCAUGUUGUGCGUGGGAUGGACAACCUGAAGAACUUACCUUGCUUGGGCGAGCAUUCGCUCAGAGUUAUAAAGGAGAUUUUAGAGGACGGCACAUCAAGGGAAGUGGAGUCAACAAGACAGUCUGAACAAUAUCAGGCCAUGAAGGCUUUAACAGGUGUUUUUGGAGUGGGAGUAAAGAGUGCUGACCGCUGGUUUAGGGAGGGCCUACGAAGUCCAUUAGAUCUGAUACGCACUGGGCAAAAACUGAACCAAGCACAGCAGGCAGGAGUGCAGUAUUAUAAUGACCUGAACAGACCGGUAACUAAAAAGGAGGCUGUGGCCAUCAGUCAUAUAGUGGAGAAGGCAGUGAAUGCUGUGCUGCCUGGAGCCAUCAUUACACUCAUGGGAGGAUUCAGGAGAGGUAAGGAAGUUGGGCAUGACGUGGACUUCCUCAUCACUCACCCAGAGGAGGGAGCAGAGGAGGGGCUGAUGCCCAAAGUUCUGAAUUGGCUGGAGGAACAGGGUCUGCUGUUGUAUCAGAACACAACUAGGAAUUCUUACUUGGAGAGCAAAGACGGGCCUGCUCGACCUCCUCAUAACAUGGACCGAUUUGAGAGAUGUUUCUCUAUUUUUAAACUUGAACAAAGUAAAGAAGGAAGUGGAACACCUUUGAACGCUUCCUAUGACUCCGGUACUACAGAAGGUAUCAACGGGACAACAGAACAGCCAGGCCCUUCCUGGAGAGCGGUUCGAGUGGACCUCGUAGUCAGUCCAUUCAGUCAGUUUGCUUUUGCUACGCUUGGUUGGACAGGAUCCAAGCUGUUUGAGAGGGAGCUGAGGCGCUGGGCGGGGCAGGAGAAGGGCAUGUCCUUAAGCAGUCACGCUCUGUAUGACAGCAAACAAAAUCGGCCUCUUCUCCUUCAUUUCUCACCUGUUCUGCAGCAGCGCUAUCUUCGUGCAAAUUCAGAAGAAGAAAUCUUUGCCCAUUUGGGUCUGGAGUACAUCCCCCCAUGUGAGAGGAACGCCUGAUGCACUGCAGUCCAGCUUAGCUUCAAUCUACCUCAACAAAUCCAGCACUCAGCGAGGGUCAGCCAGAGUAAUUUUAUCCCCAGAUAGUAGCCUAACUUUAAUGAUUGUGUUCAGUCCAGCUGUUUUUGAGCAGUAUUCCUCUGCACGUAUGAGGAACGUUGAGAAAUAAGGCAUUGCCAACAUUCUUAUAGUUCUUCUAUUAGUUAAUUCCUCUUAGUUUCACAUCAAGUGCAUUACUUCUGGCAUUGAAUAUUUUAAAGUAAGCAUGUUCUGUUUUUAUAAGUCAGUUUCAUGGAAUUUCUUUACUCUCAUAAUUCCUUGCCACAUCAAAGUAUAAUAUACAGUUGUGUGCUAAAGUUUGGGCGCGCCCUGGUUAAAAGUAAUAGAGUAAAAAUUAUUACAUAUCAUCUACAGAGAACACAGUCCUGCACAUUUACUGCACAGUUAUAGUUUAUUUGCUGAGUUUAGCAUAUUAUGUUUAAUAAAAUUAAACGUAAAAUAGAAUGUUUACACUAAUAUUGGCCAUAUUUAAUUCCCUGUAAAUACCAUAUUUAAUUCCCUGUAGAGGUGUGUUUACAUAUUUUUACUUAGGAAAUCAGCAAAUGUAAUUUGACCAGGGGUGUUAAAACUUUUGCAUAUGACUGUAAAUCUGGUUUACAUUAAAUUUUAAAGUUGCAUCACACAAUACAGCUGAUUUUUGCUGAUGUGCAAAAAAUGAAAUUUUCAGGGAGGUUUUGUGUGUGUUUUAAUAUAUAUUAUGCAUUGAAAUAAACCAAAAUUAAAGCCUUUUUUGCGUUUUUCCCUAAAUCUCAGUACUGACAAAGUGGAUCUGAGGCAAAGGGAUGAACAACCGUUUCCCUGUUUUCUGUGGAAAUUACAUAAAUGCUCAUUCAAGAUGAGAGAUUCCGCCUCCAGAACAUCUCAGACUUGAAAGAUCAGUUUUAUUGCAGCAGCUAUUCGCUCCUACCAGUUCACCUGUCAUAUUACUUGUGCAACACGCCUUUCAGUCGAAGCGUA